Messenger RNA from Lodderomyces margitis, 663 nucleotides. RefSeq names its product Fesur1p (gene FESUR1). Bases 1 to 663 code for a protein of 220 amino acids. Gene Ontology annotation, biological process: mitochondrial respiratory chain complex I assembly; aerobic respiration; electron transport coupled proton transport. NCBI's taxonomy places the organism in Eukaryota, Fungi, Ascomycota, Pichiomycetes, Serinales, Debaryomycetaceae. Gene Ontology annotation, molecular function: 4 iron, 4 sulfur cluster binding; NADH dehydrogenase (ubiquinone) activity; quinone binding. The transcript has a single exon. The record is from RefSeq and is a predicted model, not a curated record.
AUGUUUUCGUUAAAUAAAACUACUAUACUCAGACAAGUAGGUCAAAUAAGGCCGAUCACGUCAUCGUUAGCACCAUCCAUAACUCAACUUCCAGUAUCUCAAACCAUAUCUAAACGUCAUGUUUCAUCAAAAGAAUUAACUCCAAAGCAAUUACCCACUGAUUUCCCAUUAAUGUCAGAAAAGACUGCUUCGAGCCCUAUAGAUUAUGCAUUAACUUCAUUAGAUGCUAUAGCAAACUGGGCUAGAAAGUCGUCGUUCUGGCCAGUUACAUUUGGAUUGGCAUGUUGUGCGGUAGAGAUGAUGCAUGUUUCAGCACCAAGAUACGAUCAAGAUAGAUUGGGUAUUAUUUUCAGAGCUUCACCACGUCAAUCGGAUAUUAUGAUUGUUGCUGGUACUUUGACCAACAAGAUGGCGCCAGCAUUGAGACAAGUUUACGAUCAAAUGCCCGAUCCAAAAUGGGUUAUUUCUAUGGGUUCAUGUGCUAAUGGUGGAGGAUACUACCAUUACUCAUACUCAGUUGUGAGAGGUUGUGAUAGAGUUGUUCCAGUUGAUAUAUACGUACCAGGGUGUCCACCAACAGCAGAAGCUUUGAUGUAUGGUGUUUUCCAAUUGCAAAAGAAGAUGAUGAAGACGAGAAUUACCAGAUUAUGGUACAGGAGCUGA